Penicillium egyptiacum is the source of this 1923-nucleotide messenger RNA. The record is from the annotation of a GenBank genome assembly. NCBI's taxonomy places the organism in Eukaryota, Fungi, Ascomycota, Eurotiomycetes, Eurotiales, Aspergillaceae.
AUGGGUGCAGGCCAGUCGAAUGAGCAUGGCGCAUCAUCGCCAGAGGAGUUGAGCUCGGUGCUCGCCGGGCGCUUCGCCACAAAAUGCUUUACGCCAUUAGAGCUCACGCAUUUUAAGGACAACUUCUUCUCUCGGGCGUUAGAGCAGGGAGGCCUGCGGUACUGGAAUGAGAAAGUCCUCUCAGACUUCUUGGGCAUCCCAGAUGGUAUCUAUACUUCUUCGAACGACCAGCUGUUAGACGCAGGACCGGUAGUCUUUCGCAUGGUUUCUUAUCUGGGAGCUUUUCCAUUCCAAAACACACUCGCGCCCAGUGUGUUGACAUUUGAGGCCAUGGUUAAGGUGGUUGUGCUGUUGACUGAACGUUACGGGAAGGCGCUUAAGCGGGGACACAAGGAUCGAAUCAAGUUACUUUUUGGCAGCCUGGCUGAUGUCGGGAGGAAGACCCCCGCGGAGUCCAAUGGAGAAUCUACAGCCCAGGAUUCCGAGGCUUUAGUUGGACAUUCCCAUGCACUGGGUUUCUCCAUAGAUGAACCGGCCAAUGAUGAGUACGAUGAAGAUGAGGAUGACGAUCUUGCACUUGCAGCCCUGGAGUCUCUUGAUGCGAUCGAGGUAUUCAAACACGACCACCGUGUUGACAAGACCGUUUACGAGACCCGGAUUUCUAUCGAUACCUUCCGCCGGUUGCUAAUGCUACUCCUUGUCAUUGCACCACUGAAGCCAUUGGAGUCUUUGAAGGCAUAUACAGCUGGACUGGAUGUUCGGUGUAUGGAAUUGGUUAAGAAAGAAGUAGACAGUAUUAUUGCAGCCUUCUCACCGGAAGAGAGCGAUGGUGGGAUAUCUUACAAGGCUUUUGCCCGAACGAUAUCACUGUCUCUGCCAUGUCUGUUCGAUCCGCUGAAUGCUCUUUUUGAGCACAUGCUUUUCAGCAAAAAUUUGAACCUAUCUCAACGUCGCCAUAAGGGUCCAGCCACAGAGACCGAACGGGAGGAGAGCGACGAGAACGAGGAGAAUGAGGCAUAUCCCUCACCACCAGCCUCACUUACACUUCCGGGAAGUUUCGAGUCGGCCAUCUUGAACCCAUCGCUUACCUCGCAUCUUUCAUUCUUCCUCCCAUCCACAUCACCCGGUAUCAAUAUCCUCCGAAGUAGCGUGAAACUACAUCCCGUCUUCUCCACGGCCGCGCACGGUUCUUCCUUAACAUCUUUCUCCCACCACGUCCUUACCUGGCAAUCCGCCACUCUCCUCAUCUUGCAAGGGUCUCUAGCAGACUCAACCAGCGAUGAGUUGGUAACUCUAGGUGCCUGCAUUCCCCAACCGUGGAAAACAUCCACAUCGACCUCUAGCUCAUCUUCAAAAACAUCCGACCUCCUCCCCUGCCUCUUCCAACUAUCCCCAAAACACCUCCUCCUCCCAGGCAACCCCUCCCCAUCCGCACAGAAGCCCAACACCCCGACCGCCUAUUUCUCAACCAACACCGGCAUAGCAAUCGGCUGCCAAAUCCCCGCCCCGUCCCGCACGCACCAAACUUACCCGACCCCGCACGGAGCAGGCAGUCUCAUCAUCGACUCAAACAUAGAAACAGCUGAGUUCCACGCCACACCCGUCGGACACGACGGCGUCUUCUUACCCGCUGCCAAUACAACCCUCGAAGACCCGCCGACAAAGCUUAAGCUUGAUCUGUAUACCCUGGAGAUUUGGGGUAUAGUACCAGAUCCGGAGGCAUCAUUCUCCGCAGACCCGAAUCUGAGCCCGGUGGAGAUCCAGCGUGCAAAGUGGGAAUUCGAGGCAAGGGAGGCUGAGCGCCGUCGUAAUAUCAAUAUCAAGGCUGGGGCUGGGGAUUCGGCGGCCGAGAGUGCAAGGUGGCUUUUAGAGACGGCUGGUAUUAUUGGGGAUGAUGCGAGAUAUGCGGGUGGGAGAGGUUGA